CCAGAGUGUGUAAUAUGUAAACUUUCCUUUUUUGUACUUUGAACCGUACUUACAAGUGAACUUUACAUUGUUUGAACUUUGCUUAUUGUAGAUAACACUCGUCUACACAUGUCAGACGUGUUUAGUGUCGCUAGAUCAAUACGGGCGACCAUAGACGGAUGUUUCAACAUGCUUGUGUUGAAACUGGUUUCGUUUUUCCUGCUUGGAGUUUUCUUUAGUUAUUACCUGGGUUUGUCAUGUACAUUGACAACUCUUGCAGUGUUUGUUGUUUAUGUUGCCACUGGAGGCUGGACAUUUGUGAAAGCAGUCGUUCAUACACUUCCUCGUGACUUGAGGGCUCUUAAAGUCUUACUGACAUUAAAAUGGGCAGUGAAAAAGUACAAUCAGUCAGGGAUGAGCAUCCCGAAACUGUUCCAAGAAACAGUCAGGAAGUAUCCCAGUAAGACUUGCUUCAUUUAUGAAAACAAGACAUGGACCUUUCAGGAGGUGGAUUUAAUCACAAACGCCAUUGGCAAUUUCUUCAAUGAAGCUGGACUGGGUAAGGGAAGUGUGGUUGCCUUGGUGAUGGAGAACCGACCUGAACUUGUGUUUUAUUGGCUCGGGCUUGGAAAGAUUGGUGCCAUCGGGGCUCUGAUAAAUUUCAACCUCAGAGAGAAAUCCCUGCUCCAUUGUAUACAGGCAGCUCAAGCACAAGGCAUUGUCUUCUCCGAGGAAAUGACACCUGCAAUAGCGGAGAUUUCUCAGGACAUCCCCAAGUCAUGUCUAAUGUACUACAUGAGCAGUGUGGCCUGUCCCAUCCCCGGGGUUAUCAGUCUGGAUCCACUCCUCGAGAAGAGCCCCACUUACAAACCACCUGAGCCCCUAACCAAGUUCACAGGUACAGGAAAAGUUUGUCUCAAUCUUUAAAUUGCUUAUAAAAACUUUGUAAGCCAUUGAAUUCAGACGCUCAUAUUAGGUUAUCACGGCACUGCCAGGGGAGAGGCUUUUAAACUUCAAAUACGGUAUUGUUUUCAAAAUCAGAAUUGCAAUCUGCAGCAGGAAGGCUUGUCAAAUGGUCAACUUUGGAAUAAAAACUUUAAAUGUGUUAUCCAGGUGACUAUG
Molecule: messenger RNA, 1101 nt
Organism: Mya arenaria
Lineage: Eukaryota; Metazoa; Mollusca; Bivalvia; Myida; Myidae
Product: long-chain fatty acid transport protein 1-like
Exons: 4
Coding region: 109-906 (265 amino acids)
Molecular function (GO): long-chain fatty acid transmembrane transporter activity; long-chain fatty acid-CoA ligase activity
Source: RefSeq, a predicted model, not a curated record